Lycium ferocissimum is the source of this 1574-nucleotide messenger RNA. RefSeq lists its product as uncharacterized. Bases 47 to 1342 code for a protein of 431 amino acids. The transcript is spliced from 5 exons. The record is from RefSeq and is a predicted model, not a curated record. NCBI's taxonomy places the organism in Eukaryota, Viridiplantae, Streptophyta, Magnoliopsida, Solanales, Solanaceae.
UACACUGAAAAGACAGUAGUCAAACUUCAAACAAACAACUCCAUUAAUGGCGAACAUCAACAACAGCAACAGGGACAACGAUUUCAUAAACCCUAAUACAACUUCAUCACCUAUAACUGUAUCUGAUGGUGAUAGUUUCCUUCUAGAUUCUUCUCAGAUCGGUAGUGCUUCUGGAAGCUUCCAAAACGAGGGUUUUCUCUCUGGCGAUGGCGGCGGAGCUGUUGAUGCUGAGUUCGGUUUUUCUCGGCCUGAUUUUAGGCAAGUUCCGCUUGUUGGAACUGUUGAUUUGUAUGAACGACACGUGUUCCUUUGCUAUAAGAAUCCUCAAGUUUGGCCACCUCGUAUUGAGGCUACUGAGUUUGAUCGAUUGCCUAGGCUUCUUGCUGCUGCUCUUGCUGCUCGAAAAAAUGAUGUUAAGAAACAGACUCGGUUAACAAUAUGUGAAGGGCAUGAUGGAACUGAGACAUCAAAUGGGGAUGUGUUGAUCUUUCCGGACAUGAUCAGAUACAGGAGAUUGACUCAUUUUGAUGUUGACACAUUUGUUGAGGAGGUGCUAGUGAAGGACGGUGAGUGGUUACCUGGAAAUCCUGAAGCUCUGACUGGAUGGUACAUAUUUGUGUGUUGUCAUGGUUCAAGAGAUCGUCGAUGUGGUGUUUGUGGACCAGCUAUUGUUAGUAGACUUAGGGAGGAGAUAGAGUCAAAUGGUCUUCAAGGAAAAGUAUCUGUUAGUCCAUGCUCACACAUCGGUGGACACAAGUUUGCUGGAAAUGUGAUCAUAUUCGGACCAAACAAUAACAAGAAAGUCUCCGGACACUGGUAUGGCUAUGUUACACCUGAUGAUGUACCUCAGUUGCUUGAACAGCAUGUUGCUAAAGGAGAAAUUGUUGAUUGGUUGUGGAGGGGCCAGAUGGGACUAUCUGAAGACGAACAGAAAGCAUCCCAAGAACAUAGGCUCAGCGUUAAUGGUGGAACAGAUAUAGAAAGAGGCACCAAAAGCUCAAAUGAUGUAGGUACGAGCACAUGUGGAUCCCAGUUAGAGGGUACAGGCUGUUGCCGGGCAAAUGGAAAUAGCUCAUGUUGUCAGAACACUCAACUACCUGUCGAUGCAGACAAUUUCAUUCUCCACCAAGAGAACACCGAGUUUACAUCUGAAAAGAAGAAGAGUUUCAGGAAACAAAUUUCUCGAAGUAAUAGUGGAAAAGGGGCUCGCUCUCGCAAGGUGUGCUCGAUGCCUACAUGGUACGAGAGCUGGGAACGUGAAGAUACAUAUGCUGUUCUUGCCGUUAUUGGUGCUGCCGUAUCAGUUGCCUACGCCUACAACUGCUACAGGCAGCUGAAGUAAUAUUCAUAAAGAAAUUCAUGUUUGUCCUGCAAAUUUCAUUGUUGGUUAAAAACAUCUCUGUGAUUUCUUAUGUAAAUUGAGGUUAUUGCAUGCGUAAGUCAUUGCAAGGAAGUCUAAAAUUUGAUUGACUUGGGAAUAGUGUAAUGAAAGACUAUUGAUGCUGUAAAUUUAGGAGUCUUUUGUAUUCAUACUCUUCGUGGACCCUUAUGUCUAAAUUUGUUUGAUAGGUCUA